AUGGCCGGCCCAAAUGAUGAUUCUGGUAAGUCUCUGGAUCCCCAGCACAGGAAUCGUGUUGGUAGCGUUCGCCGACGAAGAAAACCUGCUUCGGGUUGCUCUCAAGAUAUCGGUUGUUUUGUUAAUAGGUGGUGCGUUACAGAUAUACCGAUCAAAUACGAAUCCCCGUACUAUGCAGAACCAGCGACGAUGUAUUUUCAACCAUCAUCAGCUCAGAAGCGCCCCAACCCCGACGGGCAGGAUGGCCCAGAAAAGCGACAGAGGAUUGAACCUACACAUACAACUGCGGGCAAUGAUGACCACAUGGCUGCGCUUCUAGCGCAAGCUACAGCUGCUGCGACUCAGCAGUUCCAGCAAUCGUCCAAUGUUCAUGGCCAUCGUGAUCAAGGCCCGUCACAGUCCGAGGUAGCUCUGGUUGUCACCCAGGACGAACAGAGGACUACCGGGGAUAUCCACGGAUUUACGUCGGACCCUAAUUUAUACAUGCGGAUAUUGAGUUUACCAAUUCUAGAGAGCUUGUCCACUCAGAUUCUGUCAACACUUGCCCAGGGCCCCUAUCCUGAAACUAUCCGGAUAGUCACCGAACCGGAAUCGGAACUUGGACAAGCCUACACCACGUUAAAGUCUCUGUUUGACCAGACCAAGAAAAUAUAUAACCAACAAGAUCCUUUUCUUUCUGCAGAUAGCCUCAACAUCCGAGAACCGGAGCAUCGAGCAACAAUCCGAACCACGAACUUGGCAACAUUUGUUUCUAGUGUUUUUGGCGGCCAAGAUGUUGGUUUUUACGAGCUGAAUGAUUGCUUUAUUGAUACCUUCACCCCUGAGGGUGAACCUCUGGGCUCGGAAGCUGGCCGGCUAUUCCUGAACCUCAAAACGCAGAUGUAUCUGUCUGCGUCACAGCAGGAGGAACAAGACAAAACUAAGGAAGACAUCCUAGACGAAAUGUUUCCCCAUGAUCUUAGUGAGAUCCUGUCAACUAGACAUCCCAACACGACCUUGUGCCAAAGUGAGAUUGGCUUCGUCAAUGAUUGCAGGGAACGAAAAGAAUAUCUUAUGAAUGCGGCAAGCGACCCGGAAUCGAUCCAGGAAUUAUCAGAGAUGUUUGAUUGGGAGGACUUCUUACGAGAUCUCAGCACUCAUCUUAACAAGGCAUAUGGGCCGCUCCUCGCCCCAUAUAUGAAGCGACAUGCUCUCACUGCACCAGUUUCUCCUCGUCGAAUGGUGAAAGGCUCCACCCAGACCAACCAGACCCAGCAGAAGUCGGCCACUGGGUCAAAUGAUAAUGAUUUUAUGGCCCACGCUGACCGAGCUGCUCAAGAAGCACUCCAGAGCCUUGGAGUUGGCCAGGCUCACCAGCAACAUAAUGGUGGAGCUUCUUUACAACGGUAUUCUCCUCCAACACAAAAUGGGUCCUUCGAGCAGGAAUACGGCUCAGGGAAUAUCCCAUAUCACACGCAGUCUGCGCCGACGCAAGUUCUAUAUGAAAAGGCUCGGCAAGCUGCCAUAUCUAAAAGCAAUCCCGGGAAUACUCGUCGACCAGGUCUUCCAAGUCAAAGGCGACCAUGGAGCACGGACGAAGAAAAUGCGCUGAUGGCUGGGCUGGACCAGGUAAAGGGUCCUCAUUGGAGCCAGAUUUUGAAUCUGUACGGUCCAAAGGGGACUGUCAGCGAAAUUCUCAAGGACAGGAAUCAGGUCCAGUUGAAGGACAAGGCGAGAAACCUCAAACUAUUCUUCUUGAAGAGUAACAUUGAGGUUCCGUACUACCUGCAAUCUGUCACUGGCGAGCUCAAGACUCGAGCGCCCAGUCAAGCUGCCCGAAAGGAGGCAGAGGAGCGAGCAAAACUUGCGAGCGACGAAGAACAGGCUCGCUUCCAUGGAAUAAUGGCUUUGGCUGGCGGUAUGCAAGAUCAUAGCGGAAUGCUAGGGCAGUUGCAGUCGAACCAUAGAGUCGAAGCGUCAGACUCAAAGAGUCCAGAAACCCAACCUGGGCAGAGCAUGGAUUCGCCCGAGGAGCUUCAUGUGGUUGAUCCUGCAAAUCAAGUUCAAUACCGGGACUUUGCUUCUGAGCAGAUGAGCGAAGAUGAACAAUUUAGGCAGCGGCUAAUUGCUGCUACUGCGUCGGCUACAGUUGGUCAUACAGAGAAUGGUGCGGUGCCGGCGAGCAGUGUGAAGCAGGUUGCCAUUUGA
Messenger RNA from Venustampulla echinocandica, 2187 nucleotides. RefSeq lists its product as uncharacterized. Bases 1 to 2187 code for a protein of 728 amino acids. Gene Ontology annotation, biological process: telomere maintenance via telomere lengthening. The record is from RefSeq and is a predicted model, not a curated record. Gene Ontology annotation, molecular function: double-stranded telomeric DNA binding; protein homodimerization activity. The transcript is spliced from 4 exons. Lineage: Eukaryota; Fungi; Ascomycota; Leotiomycetes; Helotiales; Pleuroascaceae.